AAACGUUUCUCUUUGAAAUGCCUAUUGCACCAUAAUUAAAAGAAAAAAGCCUGCAACUUUCUUCGAAGCCGAGGCAUAAGAGAAGUUUCUUUGUAUCAUCUCUAGCUAGCUUGUGCAUCUUUCUCAGCUCUUUCGAUAAAACCCUUUGGUAUUUUCUGUUUAAGGAAGAGAAAAGGCUUGAAUUUGAUUGAAUCAGAAUUUAUAUUCUCAAAAUGGCAUCUGGAUCGUCGGGUCGGGCAAACUCUGGCUCGAAGGGAUUUGAUUUUGGGUCCGAUGACAUUCUUUGCUCUUAUGAAGAUUACGGCAAUCAGGAAUCUUCAAACGGAACUCAUUCAGAUCCUGUGGUCAGUGCUAAUUCCAGCAAGGAUUUCCACAAAGGUAGAAUGGCAAGGUCAUCUGUGUUCCCUGCCUCUUCCUAUGGCCAGCCAGAAGAUUCUUUCACCCAAGAUGUUAUCUCUAUUUUUGAGAAAGGCAUGAAAAAACAUACCGACAACCUCUUGCGCUUUCUCGAGGGGAUCAGCUCACGGAUGUCUCAGUUAGAAUUAUAUUGCUACAACCUUGACAAAUCAAUUGGAGAACUGCGGUCUGAUUUAGUUCGUGACCAUGGAGAGGCAGAUUCAAAGCUUAAAUCUCUUGAGAAACAUCUUCAAGAAGUGCACAGAUCUGUCCAGAUCCUGAGGGACAAACAAGAACUUGCUGAGACUCAAAAAGAAUUAGCCAAGCUUCAGCUUGUGCAGAAGGAGUCCUCUUCUUCAAGCCAUUCUCAAUCGGAGGAAAAAACUUCACCGCCAGCCUCUGAAUCCAAGAAAGCUGACAGCGGUCCUGAAAUGCAUAACCAGCAAUUGGCUCUUGCUUUGCCCCACCAGGUAGUGCCACAGCAACAGCCUGCACCUGUGCCCACACCGACCCAAGUACCACCCCAGAACGUUGCCCAACAGCAAUCCUACUAUUUGCCUACAGCCCAAACCCAACACCCUCAGACCCAGUAUCUGUCUUCUGAUUCUCAGUAUCGAACACCCCAAGUGCAAGACAUCUCUAGGGUGGCUCCGCAACCAACACAGACACAAAUAAAUCAGACACCACAGGGCCAACAAUUUCCUCAGUAUCAGCAGCAGUGGCCCCAACAGUCACCUCAGCAGGUGCAAGCACCACAACAGCCUGCCAUACAGCCCCAGAUAAGGCCCUCAUCUCCAUCAGUUUAUCCUACCUAUCCACCGCAAGCGCAACCUAUGAGUGCAUCCCCAUCAGAGGCACUGGCUAACAGCAUGCCUAUGCAAGUGUCAUAUGCUGCAGUUCCUCAAUCCUUACCUAGUCGUGCUGAUGCCAUGCCUUAUGGAUAUGGAGCUGGUAGAACUGUUACUCAGCCGCCUCCAUCUCAGCAAAUUAAGGGGACUUACGGAGCACAACCUGGUGAUGGAUAUUCAACUGCUGGUCCCCAUUCUGCAAUUCCCGCAGGGAGUACAUUUAUGAUGUAUGAUAAUGAAGGGGGAAGGACACAUCAACCACCUCACUUUCCACAUGCGGGAUAUCCUCCAGCAAAUAUGGGUCUCCAUAAUCCCCAGCAAGCCACAGGCGCAAACAUGUUAGCUCGCAAUCCAAGCCAUUCACCCUUUGUUCGCAACCAUCCCUAUAACGAGUUGAUUGAGAAGCUUUUAAACAUGGGUUUCAGGGGUGAUAUUGUUGUGGGCGUGAUACAGAGGAUGGAAGAGAGCGGUCAGCCUGUUGAUUUCAAUUCUGUGCUUGAUCGGUUGAAUGUGCAUGCUUCUGGAGGUCCUCACAGAGGAUGGUCAGGGUGAAAGCAGUGAUUUGGGUUUUAAACGCUCCAUUGUUAAGUUUGGCUUGAAUUUGAAUAAAUGCUGUUAUGAUGUUGGCUGUCUUGGAAUAGUAUGUAUAUCAUGUAUCUUUUGAGGAUCAUAUUUUAGUAGUUCCUCCCUCGUUGCCAGUGUAUGGAUUUCUCCCUAAGAUUUUUAGGAGGGGAAGAUCCUGUUGCAUUGUUAGGCUUUCUUAAGGAUCAUAGGUUUCUGUGAAAUUAGGCUUGUCAAGCGCGGCACUUAUGGCCUCUGAAUAAAUUUUCCCUUUAAUUGUCCCUA
Messenger RNA from Manihot esculenta (cassava), 2090 nucleotides. RefSeq names its product RNA polymerase II degradation factor 1. Lineage: Eukaryota; Viridiplantae; Streptophyta; Magnoliopsida; Malpighiales; Euphorbiaceae. The coding region runs from base 213 to 1796 and encodes 527 amino acids. The transcript is spliced from 3 exons. The record is from RefSeq and is a predicted model, not a curated record.